Athene cunicularia (burrowing owl) is the source of this 2437-nucleotide messenger RNA. RefSeq names its product DNA meiotic recombinase 1 (gene DMC1). Gene Ontology annotation, molecular function: double-stranded DNA binding; DNA strand exchange activity; ATP hydrolysis activity. NCBI's taxonomy places the organism in Eukaryota, Metazoa, Chordata, Aves, Strigiformes, Strigidae. The transcript is spliced from 14 exons. Gene Ontology annotation, cellular component: condensed nuclear chromosome; nucleus. Bases 733 to 1764 code for a protein of 343 amino acids. The record is from RefSeq and is a predicted model, not a curated record. Gene Ontology annotation, biological process: DNA strand invasion; chromosome organization involved in meiotic cell cycle; DNA recombinase assembly.
GGAUCCCGACGUGCCGGGGUACUGUAGCCAUUCACGGCCCCGCGCUCCCAGAGGUGCCCGGGCAUGAGCUGUGUUUUAAUUAUUCUUGUAAUUUUGACGGGGAAUUUUGGUGCUCUGUGGGGGAGGGAAAUUCUGCGCUGCCUCCAUUUGAGAACUGAAAUUUACAUCCCCUGAAGAGGCAGCCGUCAAGGAAAAGCCAAAAAAAUCUGUGUGUUGAUUAAUCAUUUAUUUUCCUCUGAGUCAAUAGAUGUGAAAUUCCACGGGCGCCCCUCAGGGCAGGCCCCUAACGUGUGGCCCACACUUGGCUCCAGGCAAGUCAGCUGUGAUGACGGUCUACUCAAAACGCACUCGUCAAGCCCAACACUACGUGCUGGGGCCAAGUCCCUGUCACACCGACAGUCUAUCUUUUGAAAGUAGCACAGCUUGCAGGUCGUGCCCACGUAUCCUCAUGAAUAGCUCCCAGGGCAGUAACAAGAGGGUCAAGGCACCCGACAUGGCACAAAAGUGUUUGUGUUUCCUCACAAAGAUCCUCCUUUCUUCAUGGAUUUGCUGCAUUGUCUAGACUUUCACCCUUUUAUCUUGGUUCAUUGUAGGCAGUGGUGCCUGAAAUCCUCUGGGUCUUUGGUGUGCCAACACACCAGCAACAGGAGGACCCUCCACUAAACGGGAGGAAUUUGUUCAUCCCUAAAGCGUUCGGCAGGUAGUGAUCAAUACUUUAUUGCCUGUUCUUUCAUGAUGAAGGCCAUGGAGGAUCAAGUAGUCCAGGAAGAGCAAGGAUACCAGGAUGAUGAGGAAUCCUUUUUUCAGGAUAUUGACCUGCUACAGAAGCAUGGAAUUAAUGUAGCAGAUAUUAAAAAACUGAAGUCAGUUGGGAUCUGCACGAUCAAAGGAAUCCAGAUGACCACAAGACGGGCUCUGUGCAACGUAAAAGGGCUGUCAGAGGCCAAAGUGGACAAGAUUAAAGAAGCUGCAAACAAACUUAUUGAACCAGGCUUCCUGACUGCCUUUGAGUACAGUGAAAAACGGAAGAUGGUAUUUCAUAUUACUACUGGCAGCCAGGAAUUUGAUAAACUUCUGGGUGGUGGGAUUGAAAGCAUGGCAAUCACUGAGGCCUUUGGAGAGUUCCGGACAGGCAAAACUCAGCUAUCUCACACCCUUUGUGUGACAGCUCAGCUUCCAGGACCAAAUGGCUACACGGGUGGAAAGAUUAUCUUCAUUGAUACUGAAAACACUUUCCGACCAGACCGCCUUCGUGACAUUGCUGAUCGCUUCAAUGUUGAUCACGAUGCAGUACUCGACAAUGUGCUGUAUGCACGUGCAUAUACUAGUGAACACCAGAUGGAAUUACUUGACUAUGUAGCAGCCAAGUUCCAUGAGGAAGCGGGUAUCUUCAAGCUAUUGAUCAUUGACUCCAUAAUGGCACUUUUCCGUGUGGAUUUCAGUGGUCGUGGAGAGUUGGCUGAACGACAACAAAAACUCGCUCAGAUGCUGUCAAGGCUCCAAAAAAUAUCAGAAGAAUAUAAUGUGGCUGUGUUUGUGACGAACCAGAUGACUGCUGAUCCAGGAGCAACUAUGACCUUUCAGGCGGACCCAAAAAAGCCCAUUGGGGGCCACAUCCUUGCUCAUGCUUCGACUACCAGGAUUAGUUUGAGGAAAGGGAGAGGGGAGCUGCGUAUUGCAAAGAUAUACGACAGCCCUGAGAUGCCUGAAAAUGAAGCCACAUUUGCAAUAACUGCUGGAGGGAUUGGGGAUGCCAAAGAAUAGGCAGAAAACCAAUGUAAAUUUAUAGCUGAAACCCACCUGAGCAGUUGGGAUAAAGAUUUGUGCAAGGUUACCAACUGCCUGACUGCAUUUUUAUCUUUUGGGAACCAUUUAAGGUAUUCUGGGAGAACAUUGGGAUGGACUCUGUACAGUUCAGCUUUAUUGAUCUGAAUAGAAUUUGGUUCAUUUAGAGUCUUCAUUUUUCACUUAAACUUUCAGCAGACAAAGAUUUAAGAAAUAAACUUGUUAAUUGUUCAAAAAAUCCUCUUCCUAUAUUUUUCAAAAAUCAAAUGUGUCUUCACAUGACAUUACUAUACUCUUUUUUAGUUUCUUUCAAAGACAGUGUCUAUGUGGUAGAAUAGUGUGAAAUGGAACAGAAUUGGAAUAAAGUCAGUUAUAAAACUGACAUAAAUAGAUGGAAAAGGCAGUGGCAUGAGCAACAGCCCAAGACCUUGAUGGAGUCUUAUGACCAGUAGAACAAUAAAUUACCUUAAAAAUAUGUUUUUAGGUGUUUUUGUCCACUAGAUAAUUUUUGUAUUUUUGUUUAGCCUUUUCUGCUUUUUGGAGAGAAUGUUUUAAAACUGUUCUUAUUAAAGUUAAAAAUAAAGAUUAUGAAUUGGAAGAGUACUCUGCUUAUAUCUGGGUGCUUUGAAUCAAACCUUACUCUCAAUUAUCU